Molecule: messenger RNA, 1559 nt
Organism: Homalodisca vitripennis (glassy-winged sharpshooter)
Lineage: Eukaryota; Metazoa; Arthropoda; Insecta; Hemiptera; Cicadellidae
Product: glycolipid transfer protein
Exons: 5
Coding region: 372-1028 (218 amino acids)
Biological process (GO): ceramide transport; intermembrane lipid transfer
Cellular component (GO): membrane; cytoplasm; cytosol
Molecular function (GO): ceramide 1-phosphate binding; ceramide 1-phosphate transfer activity
Source: RefSeq, a predicted model, not a curated record
UGAAAAACGCUUAGAUGGCAUUCAGCUGAUAAAACCGAGUGGUACAUUUCUUCGGCAUUUGUUCUGUAAAUGUAAACAAACAGUGUAAGACACACACAAGUGAUAGGUGCCAAUGAAAGCAAUUUUGUAGAUACUAGAAUGUGCUUAGACUGUUACCUUGCAAUAUUUUAGUCUGCGUACUUUGUAAAUUUUAUGUGUUUAUAAAUUUAGUCAUAGAUUCGUCGAUUUAUCAAUAUUAAUUGCUAUCUGUUCGUAUAUAAGUGCACUCAAUUAAAAAAUGCCUAAUAUGAUUUGCAUUACAUAAUCAUUAUCAUUGGCAUUUUAAUCCUAUUAACAACAGUGUGAUAAAACAGCCAUUAUUAUUAUUCAGAAUGACGGCCUCUAAUGGUGGCAUACCUUCAGAAGAUAUAAAAAAUUAUUUUAAUUCUGUACAGACACCUUUUCCAAUUCCAAAUGAAGGCAAAAUUGAUACUAUACAGUUUUUAGAAGCAGCAAGAGGAGUAGUAUCAUUAAUUGAUCAGUUUGGCAAUGUUUUUGCACCUGUCAAAUACGACAUGAGUGGGAAUAUUGAGAAACUGACGCAGGUGUACAAUACGGACUUGCAACGCCAUGGAAACCUCAACGAUAUGGUACUACUGGAACAUUCGACAGGAGGUAUUCUCGCUACCGACGCAUUGAUGUGGCUCAGGAGAGCUCUCCACCUCAUCCAGAGGUUCUUUGAGCUAAUUCUCGAAGACAACAACAGUACAGGUGGCAGCACUGAGGAGCUUGUCGUCUUCCUGAAAAUGGCUUACAAGGAAACCUUGAAUGUGUAUCACAACUGGCCUCUACAAAUGUUAUUUUCAGUGCUGAGCCGGAUGUGUCCCACACGCACCAAGUUCUACCAGAUAAUCUCACUGGAGCGCUGCCACUCGGAAGCAGUCGUUUACCGUGACAUGGCGACCUUCACUGCUUCUCUCCGCAACAACGUGGAGGUUCUGGCGGCCUUCUACCAGGACAACCAGCUGGAAGUGCAAGGCAAGGUGUGAGUGACAGGGACACCAACAACAGUAAAGUCUGUUACUCAGAGGCCUUCUUAAAUAUUUGCAUUUUUUUAAAUCCUGGCAUCUGUAAAAGUUUACGCUCAGUUCAAGGAAAUUUUAAAUCGUGUUAAGUGGACACAGAUAAUCUGUGCUAACAUGUGGUUUUUUAAUUUCUAAUACAAGUCCUCAGGAAUAUCCUUAAAAAUAUAGAUAUAAAAAAGUCACCUAUUGGUUUUUAAAGCUUUUACAAUGUUUAGUUUUGAUGUAGAAGUUAUUUUUAAUUGUUUGUUAGAUUGUUGAGUUACAUAUAUGCAUAAUCUUUUAGUCGUUAGACGGCACAUUGUUUUAAAAUGUUUAAAUCGGUCUUGAUCACAACAAUAUGUUAGUACUACAUAACCCUUUCAGUGCCAGAUAUUUUUCUAGGUGACUUUGCAAAACGUGCCAAGCUGAUUUGUCGAGAAGAGCUGGUCCAAACUUUACUAUUUACUACUUUACUACAAUCGCCCACAUUAUGUUUUAUAACAUUAUACUUUUGUA